Laetiporus sulphureus 93-53 is the source of this 993-nucleotide messenger RNA. RefSeq lists its product as uncharacterized. The record is from RefSeq and is a predicted model, not a curated record. Lineage: Eukaryota; Fungi; Basidiomycota; Agaricomycetes; Polyporales; Laetiporaceae. The transcript is spliced from 6 exons. The coding region runs from base 1 to 993 and encodes 330 amino acids.
AUGCCGAUCCAUAAGGAAAUUGAGAUCAUGAUCAACGGCGAAUUUGGCGAGCCUUUCUGUGAAUUUCCGGCUCAGGACACAGGCUGUUCCAAUUCAUCAAAGGGCCCUUCUCCAUCUGUGACAUGCAUGAUUGGAUGUUUCCCUGGCCAAAAGUUCAGUUUUAAAGUCUUGAAUCACAGUGUCAAAGCUAUUGUUGUGCAACCACGUAUUGAUGGAAUACUUCUAUCCGAGUUUGCAGUUUCACAGGGUCAAUCCUGUCUCGAUAUUGGUUAUGUGGAAUCUCUGGGCUCCAUACUCAACGAUGCUGUGCGUCCAUACCAGUUUGCAAGCAUACAAAAAUGGCGAACCAUGUCCAAAACUGAAGAUCACUUUAUGGGCAAAUUGAUCUUCACUGUCUUCUUUGUGGAAGAUUUCGAGGAUGCAGCCCAAGACAUCCAUAAUGGCUACAAGAAGUUGUCAUUGAAGGCAAGAUCAGUACAUGAAGAUGAUCUUAAUAAUGGAUUUCAGGUCAUGUAUGGCACCAUGGCAGUUGUUCUCUCCAAUCUCAAGCCCACACCAAUAACUGUAGCAUCAAUUCCAUCCCACAAACGAGUGUUGACAUAUAAGAAGAUGCGAGAUGAAGAUCCACUGAUAUUUUGCUUCAAAUUUUGUCACAAAGGCAACCUGCCAGUGGACAAGACGACACAACAGCAAGAGGAUCAGGACAACAGAACAAACACACAGGCCAUUGUACAAACCAACCUGGUUUCCGAGCAAGAUGAGCAGCCGAAUGAUGGUGCUCAUCCGGUAAUAGGUGGCACAGAUGCAGACGUGCCUAAAGUAGCCAUUCUCAACUCAACAAAGGAAUGGGAUGGUGAAUCAGAUAUGGAAGAUAUGCUUCCUGGUGAGGCUGAGAACGAUGACGAUGACAUGCUCGGUGAAGGCUCAACUGAGAUCCGAGCCUCGGAACCUCCAUUGACAGAUAAUGAAUGUAUGUCCCUGGUUGCUUUAUAA